Messenger RNA from Vespa velutina, 4763 nucleotides. RefSeq lists its product as uncharacterized. Gene Ontology annotation, biological process: regulation of gene expression. Lineage: Eukaryota; Metazoa; Arthropoda; Insecta; Hymenoptera; Vespidae. The record is from RefSeq and is a predicted model, not a curated record. The transcript has 8 exons. Gene Ontology annotation, cellular component: nucleus. Bases 1422 to 3785 code for a protein of 787 amino acids.
AAUGCCGAGGGAUGCUCGAUGAAUAUUCUUUUCUCUCCAUUUUUUCUUUUCUUUCUUUUUCUGCUCUCGAAACAAAGAAAUUUGUCCCUCUAGUAGUAAAUAGCUGAUCGAUUUGCUUUACGCUUCAACUAUCUUUCUUCUCGCUUUCAUAUUUGCCUUCCUUCGAAAACACUACAUAGUCGUCGUAAUCGUAUAGAAGCUAUAGACGACGGUGUGCGGUGGCUGAAAUGGUGGUUGCGACCUCGUAUAUACUUCGUCUAACUACUUCGACUCUAAUCCCACUAUAGUUCGGGAAGCCGCUAGAAGAGAAGUCGUUAGCGCCUUUCUUCUCUACCGAGAGAGAGAGAGAGAGAAUUCGCGGUUCCAAGUCCCCAACAUGUUCGGCCGUGUGGUCGGGAGUACGGGUGCGCGCGCGCGCGCGCGCGCAACGCCUCGUCGACCUUCCCAGCCGUUCCGAAACACGCCCCCGACAGACAGAAAGAGAGAGAAUUGAAGGCAGCCGCGUGAGAAUUAGAGGAUACGAGCCGAUUCCCCUUCGUCUAAACUCGCUUGAAAAAUUCCAACCCCUUUCGCUUUUGAAACGUUCGACGUCGAGAAACCAUCGAAAAGUUUUUCUCUCUCUCAUAUUUCCUUUUUCUCCUUUUCUUUUUCGAGAGUAAGCAUAAAUAAGAUGUUUUUCGUAACUUUCCAUAGAACCGAACACUUUCUCUUUCGUAAAGUAAUAUUGAAAAAAUAAUGGAGAAAUUAAGGAUGGGGGACCCUUUUUGUCGAAAUUAUUUACAGCGGGUCUUUGCCGUACCGUUAAGGUUUUACGGUACUACCUGUAAAGAUAAUAAGACACUUUCGCAGGCUCGUCCUUUCGAUAAUAUUUUACGCGGUAGGAGAUUUUAGCCCGGCCUCUCCGCCCCAUCCCUCCGGCCUUUACUAUUCUCGAGUCUGUAAGGAUAGUUUUGUUUUUCCAUCUUCUUACAUUCUUUUAUUUCCCAAGAUCAUUUCUUAAUGUUACUUUCGUGCUUGUCUAGAAGAAACGAUAUUACGGACGUACCAAGCGUGUUACCUAGUAGAGAUAAUUUGUUUCCUCUUUCCUCUACUUGACGAGUUCGCGAGAAAAGCCGAUUUAAAGAAACAGCCGCCGUCACGAGAUGAAACGUAAUCUCGCAAAAGUGCCGUUUCGAGCUUUCGAACUGAUGGAAAGCGCGCUUCUUUCCGAGGCAUGGAUAAAAAGUGUGACAGCUCGUUAAUCGUACCCUCCGAAGUCGGCCGUUCGAGAAGGGCAACGAUGACAUAGUUCCUGUCCUUUUUUGCUUUUCCGAUCACGACGACAACUACGACGCGAACAGUAGGAGGCCCCUGUAUAACGACCAUCGCGAGGGAAGGAUUAUUGUUCCAGGAAUAGUGGCCGACCACUGAGGACUUCAAAGAUGGAGGGUAGCGGUACUGUUAGCAGGUUGGACUGCUACGAGGAUAUGUUCAAGGAAAUUACUCGGAAGCUUUACGGAGAGGAUCCGGAUCACAGAACUUCGAGCGUGCAAAACGAAUUCGAGACCUCCGUAUCGUACAAGAACGACGAGGACACCGGAAAUGGUACGGACGGAAGCGACGAAGGUAAUUGGACUUGCGAGGAAGAACCUCUUAAAGGCACCGAUGGCAGCCGAAUAGCCGCUUAUCACGCCGGCAAGGCAACAUGGAGAUGCUACGAGUGCGGCGACGUUAUGGGAGGUGGACCACGAGAGGUCGCUGAACAUUUUAUGGAGCUACACUCGUCGAGGAUUCUUGCCGACGACAGCAGAAACAGACACCAUUCGCCUCGUAAGGAUUAUAUGCAGACGGAGCUCAAGGCCGAAGAAGUCGUAUCCUAUUUGGAAAGAUUGAGGGAACGCGCGGAAACGGCUGCGCCACCUUCCCGGAGGACUCAGGAAACGCAGACCGUACCUGCCGCUUUAUUACCGAUGACCUCGACCUUUCUUUUGCAAGAAUUACCGUCCGCCCCAGCGCCGCAACACCUACAUCAGAACUCAGCAACGAUGCCGACUUCGGCUACGACAUCGGCCAGCAGCAAAAGAUAUACUUGUCCGUAUUGCCCCUACGGUACCGAUAGACGGGACCUAUACACGCGUCACGAAAAUAUUCAUCGUGAGGAAAAACCCUUCCAUUGUUACAUUUGCUACAAACCGUUCAAUCGUGCCGAUCACGUGAAGAAACACUUUCUCCGUAUGCACCGUGAGCACGGCUACGAAUUGUCCAGAAUAAGAAGACCGGCCGGAACGACCGCUCCCAAGCCAUUGCAACAGGACUCGAAUGCAACGCCUACCGGUAAUAAUGCUAAUCAACAGCAGCAGCAGCAGCAGCAACAACAGCAACAACAGCAGCAGCAGCAGCAGCAGCAGCAGCAACAACAGCAACAACAACAACAACAGCAGCAACACGCUACGUAUUCGUCCAAUUACAAUGGCAACAAAAGUUAUCAAUUGCAGCCUAAUCCUGGAUCUGGUACGACCGCGGGUACGACAGGCAUAUAUCAAGCAACGACUAUGCCGGCGCCAGGUAUUAUGCAACCGGAUGGAAACAACUGUGGGACGGGUAGAAGAGUACAAAAUGGCGGCUGCAACAGCAAAAGUCAUUUGAAGGGAGGUUCGAAAGGAGCCCAAGAAAGAAGGUAUACCUGUAGCUAUUGUUCGUGGAGCGGAGUCGAUAAUUGGUGCCUAAAGCGUCAUCUGAAUACGCACUUGAAGCCGUUCGCUUGCAUGCUUUGCGAGUACAAAGCGGCACGUGCCGAGCGUCUCUCGACGCACGUGCUCAAGGUACACAACAGAAGACAGUGCUCGAGAUGUUCCUUCCUCGGUGAAGACGCCGCGCAGUUGCAGAUGCAUCAAUUGCACGUGCAUCGCGUUAGCAGCGCCAACGCACCGGCUACGAGCUCGACGGCACAAGCCGCGCCACCGCCUACCAAUCGUCAGCAACAGCCCAUUCAUCCCGCUGCUGGAGGACGACCGCCACCUGGUCCACCGGUUUUCCCCGCACCGGCGCCGGCGAUCACACCUGCCACCACCGUAAUACCACCGACCACUAUACUCGGCAUCAACUAUCACCGAAGUUUUCCCGACAACGAGAAGAGCUAUUCCACGUUUUCCAUCAACUUGGAACGCCUUCGCGAGGUGCGGUAUAGCGAGGAGAAGAAACCGAGCGAGAGGCGAUCCAGGAAGCAGAGACAACCGAGGAAGGCUGUCGGUUGCGAGGUUGAAGACGAAGAGCAACCGAUAAUAUUUUCGAGCGAUCCACCGAAGGAGAAGGGAAGUUGCUUAGAAGAUUCUAGCGAAGUCCCGUCCGAAGAUCCUGGCGAAGCCCCGGCCGAAGAUCCUGGCAAAGGCCCGGCCGAAGAUCCUGGCAAAGGCCCGGCCGAAGAUCCUGGCGAAGGCCCGGCCGAAGAUCCUGACGGAGGGCCGGCCGAAGAUCCUGACGGAGGCCCGGCCGAAGAUCCUGGCGAAGGCUCGGCCGAAAGGUUACUCGCACCUAGACUUCUAAAGUGCCGCAUGUGUCCCGACGAUGCGCUCGCGUCCACAUCGUCGACUUACAAGCCUUAUCAUACCAAGGCUUCCUUGACACUUCACAGACUCUGGAGACACGAUAAAAGUGAGAAAAGUGAGAGAAGUGAGAAAAGUGAUAAAAAGAGGAGGAAAUGCUCGAAAAAGGACAGCGACUCGGAGGUUUCGCAUUACGCGUCUCUCUCAUCGAUCACGCUCAAGGCCACGCUCUUUACCAAUACGAGCUACGACUACCACAGAUAACGCUUGGCGUAUCUUUCGAAUUUUGAAACGACUUGCGAAAUCGAUUCCUUUUCUUCUAAUUCAUAAGAUUAUUCGAAUAGUAUUAAUAAGCGGGCAAAUCUCAACGAGGUAACGUACCGCAUUUAUCUGUUUAGCCUGUUUACCGGGGAGGAAAUGUUCGAUCGGUGAGCCCGUGUUUCUAAUGAAUGAAAUUUAUUUCUACUUGAUUACAUUUGAUUGAAUAAAAAUAAAAUUAGGUUAGGAAACUUUGGAUGGUCGAUUGAAAAAGAAUAGGAGGAGGACUUUUUUUUUCUUUAGAUAAGAAUGUAAACCUUUAUAACUCGAGUCCAGCCCCGCGAUUAACAGGUUCAGUGUUAAACGAUAAAAAAAGGCGCUUGUAAAUACGUAUAUCUAUACUUGAUUGGGUGAUCGCGAUAUAAAAUGUUUGAAAGGCGACAACGAGAGGAUAGCUACUUAAGGCGAAGUUAAGUUGACGAAGGUUAAUUGAAAAUUAAUCCAAUUUGAAAAGUGGUGUAGGGUUAUUUACGAUAUGAUCUCUAUUGCGAAGGCAGGAAAGAAAACGAGAAAAAGAGAAAAAAAGAGAAAAAGAAAAAAAGAAAAAAAAGGAAAAGAAGAAAAAAAUUGAAAGGCAAAGAAAUAAAAAAGAGAAAGCUUGGGAAAAAGCUCAAAUACGAAAGCGUGGGAUUUAAUGUUUUAUAUUCGUGCCCAUUCGAUGUUCUCGUGCAUUUGUCUUCGUCCAUCUGUAAUCGUGUAAUCUCCUUUCCUUUUUACCCAACGGCGAGCCCUUUCUCCUUUCGAUAUACGAGGAGAAUAAUCUCGCGAGAACCCACUCGUAAUAGAUCGAAAUUUCAGCCGUCGUGCCGUUUCCAUAUCGCGCUCGCUGCUGAAAAUGACUUUUAUACAUAUAAACCAUUUGUACAAAACCAUUAUCUUGUUUACGUUAUUACAUUAAAUACAUUACGUCUAUAUUAUACUUUA